UGUCCAUAGGGUGUUUUGCCAGAAGGAAAAGAUAAGAGAGAAAAAGGAGGUUAAGUCAAAUGAGGGACCCUGGUCAGUGGGUACAAGCAGGUGAGCAGUGAAGGUCAGUUCUUGGAGUCUGCCUGGUGACAGUAACUGCCUCUGUCAUCGUAGGUACCAUUGUGAACACUGCCAAUGGCCACUGGAUCACUGUGGUAUUUAUUGCAGGGACGGCUGACCUUCCAGGACGUGGCUCUAGAAUUCACUCAGGAAGAAUGGGAAUGCCUGAGCCACAGUCAGCGGGAACUGUACGCGGAUGUGAUGCUGGAGACCUAUGGGCACCUCCUCUUCUUGGGUCUCCUUGUAUCGAAACCAGACCUGGUCAUCUUUUUGGAGCACGAGAAGGAGCUGUGGGGUGUGAAGAGACAGGAGACAGUAGCCUCACACCCAGCUGUAUCUUCGCAAUGCACCGAGAGAUUCCUGCCAACGCCGUGCUUAGAACAUUCUCUUCAAAAGGUGUCAACCGGGGAACAUAGUACCCUUGAGAAUUUUCAUUUAAUGAUAGAACGGGUCAACCAUAGGGAGAGUGAAGGGCAUGCAACAACAUAUCCUGACGGCCACAUCCAAACAGAGACAUCUGCCCAUAAGAAGAAUCUCACUGCCCAAAGUGGUGAACAGUACAAAGUAUUUGGCAAAACUUCCCCUUUCAAGUUAGCUAUUUCUGUCAAGCCGGGUGUUUCAGUAACCAAACACUCAAAUCAAAUUUUGACACAUAAUUAUUUGUUGAGAGAAAAUUUUGAAAAUCAGGAGAGUGACCUCAUUCAUGUUGAAAAUAAGUAUUUGACCCAAUGCGAAAAUGGGAUUGGACUGACCUUUCACUCAAAUGUAUCUGAGAAUCAUAGAUUUAAAACUGAAGAGGAAAGUGUUAAUUGGCAUCAACUUGAGGGGCACAUCAGAAAGAGGUCAACCCAAGAAAAUGACGAGGCAAUUUUGAAUGGACAUAGAAUUGCUGUUUGCAGUGAAUCUGAGGCAAAAUUUAACCAAGGCUCCAACGUUAACAAACAUCUGCAUACUCAUUUGCCAGAAAACCAUGUUGAAUGUAAUAAAGGUGAGGAAGUCUUGUCUCAAAGACCUAAACGUAUCAUACAGAGGAGGACACAUCUGGGAGACAAUCCUUAUAGAGAAUGUGGGAACGCUCUGCAGCUAUCCCCCAGUGUUGGUGAUCCUCAGACAAGUUGUGUGGGACAAAAGCCAUCCACAAGUAAUAAGUCUGGAAACACAUUUACUCAGUCACCAAGACUAAAUAUGCAUAACACAACUGGUACUGGAGAGAAAAGGUACACUUGUAAGGACUGUGGCCUAAUCCUUCAUUGCCACUCAACACUAUCUCAACAUAUGCGAAUGCAUGCUGGAGAAAAGUCAUACAGCUGUGAAGAAUGUGGUCAAACCUUUAAGGACUACUCAUCGCUAAAUAGACAUGAGCAAAUCCAUAUUAGGGAGACACUUGACAAAUGUCAACAAUGUGGCAAGGCCUUUAAUAGGCACUCCUACCUUAGAACACAGCACAGCAUCCAUAUUGGAGAGAAACAGUACCAAUGUCAAGAAUGCAGCCAUGCCAUUAAAGGGCAAUCCAACAUCACUUAUCAUCACAUGGUUGUCACUGAAGAGAAACCUUACCAAUGUAAAGAAUAUGACAAGGCCUUUGGCGAGCACUCACACCUUAGUCAACAUCUCAGAAAUCAUACUGCAGAGAAACCUUACACAUGUGAACAAUGUGGCAAGGCCUUUACAAGACACUCAAGCCUAACUCAACAUCACAGAAUUCAUACUGGAGAGAAACCUUACAAAUGUAAAGUGUGUGGCAAGGCCUUUCGCCAGCACUCAAGCCUUACUCUACAUCUCAGAAUUCAUACUGGAGAGAAACCUUACAAAUGUAAAGUGUGUGGCAAGGCCUUUCGCCAGCACUCAAGCCUCACUCUACAUCUCAGAAUUCAUACUGGAGAGAAACCUUACAAAUGUCAACAAUGUGGCAAGGCCUUUAGCCAGCCCUCAGUCCUUACUAAACAUCUCAGAAUUCAUACUGGAGAGAAACCUUACAAAUGUGAACAAUGUGGCAGGGCUUUUACAAGACACUCAAGCCUUACUCUACAUCUCAAAAUUCAUACUGGAGAGAAUUCUUACAAAUGUGAAGAAUGUGGCAUGGCCUUUUCAAAUCACUCAAACCUUAUUCAGCAUCGCAAAAUUCAUACUGGAGAGAAACCUUACAAAUGUCAAGAAUGUGGCAAGGCCUUUCGCUACCCCUCAUACCUUAAUCUACAUUUCAGAAUUCAUACUGGAGAGAAACCUUACAAAUGUAAAGAAUGUGGCAAGGCCUUUAUAAAGCACUCACAGCUUGUUAUCCAUCUCAGAAUUCAUACUGGAGAGAAACCUUACAAAUGUGAACAGUGUGGCAAGGCCUUUAUAAAACGCUCACGGCUUUCUCAACAUCUCAGAGUUCAUACUGGAGAGAAACCUUACAAAUGUGGAGAGUGUGGCAAGGCCUUUAGCCGGAACUCAAGCCUUACUCUACAUCUCAGAAUUCAUACUGGAGAGAAUCCUUACAAAUGUCAAGAAUGUGGUAAGGCCUUUAUAAACCCGUCAAACCUUACCCUACAUCUCAAAUAUCAUACUGGAGACACACCUUACAAAUGUCAAGAAUGUGGCAAGGGCUUUUUAAACCCAUCACACCUUAGACAACAUCUCAGAACUCAUACUGGAGAGAAACCUUACAAAUGUGAACAAUGUGGCAAGGCCUUUAGCAGUCAAUCAAGGCAUAUUCUACAUCUUAGAAUUCAUACUGGAGAGAAUCUUUACAAAUGUGAGGAAUGUGGUAAGGCCUUUAUAGACCACUCAAGCCUUACUCGACAUCACAGAAUUCAUACUGGAGAGAAACCUUACAAAUGUGACAAAUGUGGCAAGGCCUUUACCAGUCAAUCAAGGCAUAUUUUACAUCGUAGAAUUCAUACUGGAGAGAAUCUUUACAAAUGUGAGGAAUGUGGUAAGGCCUUUAUAGACCACUCAAGCCUCACUCGACAUCACAGAAUUCAUACUGGAGAGAAACCGUACAAAUGUCAAGUAUGUGGCAUGGCCUUUCGCCAUCAGUCAAGCCUUACUCUACAUCUCAGAAUUCAUACUGGAGAGAAACCUUACAAAUGUCAAGUAUGUGACAAGGCCUUUCGCCGGCACUCAAGCCUAACUAAACAUCUCAGAAUUCAUACUAGAGAGAAACUUUACAAAUGUGAACAAUGUGGCAAGUCCUUUAGCCAGUGGUCAGUCCUUACUGAACAUCUCAGAAUGCAUACUGCAUAGAAACCUUACAAAUGUCAAGGAUACGGCAAGUCCUUUAGCCAGCACUCACACCUUACUGAACAUCACAGAAUUCAUACUGGAGAGAAACCUUACAAAUGUCAAGAAUGUGGCCAUGCCUUUCCCCGGCCAUCAAAACUUUCCAAACAUCACAGAAUUCAUAUAAGAGAGAAACCUGAAAAAUAUUAAAAGAAUGUCAGUGCCUGUAAGUGGCCUUCAGGCUUUAUUGGACAUCAGAGGAUUCCUAGUGGAGAGUAACCAUAGAAAUAUAAACAGCAUGGCAGGCUCUCCCUACUUGUCACAACAUACUCAACAUCGUAGUUAUCACAUAGGAGCAAAUCUGAAAUGGAAAGAAAGUGGCCUCCCAUUUACCUAGAAUUCAGUCAUUGCUCAGUGUCUCAAAAUGCACUCUUGAUGCAAACCCUAGACAUGUAAUGAAUGAGGAAAGACCAUCAUUUUAAAUUACACUUUAGCAAACAGCAGACUGUGCAUAUAGGAAAGUAACUGGGAUGAUAGAUUUACAGAAGUAUUAAAUUGAACAUCAAAUGUCAAUAAGAUUACAGACAUCAAAAUAGAAAGCAGCACAUCAGUCACUCUUUUGAGACAUUACACCAAAAUACUUGUAGGGAAUAACAUAAAGUUAAACACAUAGAAAACAUAUGUCCUCUUCUGGUUUGGAAGAGUUUGUGGAUGGGUUUUUGCAAAGUUAUAAUUAAUUUCAAUAUGUGCUUUGUUGUCGGGAGCCAUUCUGAACUCACCAGUUGAGAACACUUGUGAGGUUAAGGCCGGUUUGCAAGGCCUCCUGCUGUCAGAGGAUGACUGACAUUCAUCCCCCCUCAAUUGUUUUGGCUUCAGCACUGACCCCCUACUACGUACCUUGUUGAUUGGUAUGGAGAGUGACUUGUCCCCUUAUAGCCCUACUAUGCUGAUUGCACCCUGUAAAGGAACUUACUGUAGGACCUGCUUCUUUUGUGAUUAUGGAAACAAACAUUUUCUUUCCUGAGAAUCCUGUUUUUCUUAUACUUCCCCUUAAGUCGACAGGCUCUUGAUCCCCGCUCACUAAGACCUAACUUCUGCCUUUGCUUUGCUGAAAACAUUGUCUUCUAUUUGAAUGCUAAAGAUAUCUUUUUUUGUAUGAUAAGCAUCUAAAUCACAUACAUCAAUCACUAUUAAUAAAGGCUAUACAUUAGUUUUCUGCAAA
This is a messenger RNA of Suricata suricatta (meerkat), 4525 nucleotides long. RefSeq names its product zinc finger protein 420-like. The record is from RefSeq and is a predicted model, not a curated record. The transcript has 3 exons. Gene Ontology annotation, biological process: regulation of transcription by RNA polymerase II. Gene Ontology annotation, molecular function: DNA-binding transcription activator activity, RNA polymerase II-specific; RNA polymerase II cis-regulatory region sequence-specific DNA binding. NCBI's taxonomy places the organism in Eukaryota, Metazoa, Chordata, Mammalia, Carnivora, Herpestidae. Gene Ontology annotation, cellular component: nucleus. The coding region runs from base 175 to 3327 and encodes 1050 amino acids.